Molecule: messenger RNA, 982 nt
Organism: Pieris rapae (cabbage white)
Lineage: Eukaryota; Metazoa; Arthropoda; Insecta; Lepidoptera; Pieridae
Product: short stature homeobox protein 2
Exons: 5
Coding region: 24-890 (288 amino acids)
Biological process (GO): regulation of transcription by RNA polymerase II
Cellular component (GO): nucleus
Molecular function (GO): sequence-specific double-stranded DNA binding; DNA-binding transcription factor activity, RNA polymerase II-specific
Source: RefSeq, a predicted model, not a curated record
CAGAGGCACUAGGCAUUACAGUAAUGGUGAUGGAGCGGCUGGCGGACUUCGUCAGCAAGUCUUUGGAAGGUGGUGAAGCACCUGCUCCUCGGGACGUGGACUACGAUGAUGGGGACGAGGAGGUGGAUAUCACUGCUCUUGAAGAGAAAGCGCCGCCGGCAAAGAGACCGAGGAAUUGGCUAGUAUCACCCCUUCCCGCACAGCAUUAUAAACGGGAGGAAGAUGAUGAUGAAAACAAGCACGAUAUUACUGAGAAAUCAAACUGUGGAGUUGGAAACGUCGGUGGUAAACAAAGGCGGUCCCGCACAAACUUCACACUAGAACAAUUGGGUGAGUUGGAGAGACUGUUCGAUGAAACGCACUAUCCUGAUGCUUUCAUGAGAGAAGAACUCAGCCAAAGGUUGGGACUGAGUGAAGCCCGCGUUCAGGUGUGGUUUCAAAACCGAAGAGCGAAAUGCCGUAAACACGAAAGUCAAAUGCACAAAGGUCUUCUAGUCAGUGGAAGUGGCACUCCACUCGAGCCAUGCCGCGUGGCGCCUUACGUAGCCGUACCGCGGCUUGGAUCCGUCCCCGGUGGACAAAGACCGCCACCGCCUCCGAUACAACUCGCACCACACCCUUCACCCACGGCUUUCGCGCCAUUCGAUUCGGCUCUUUUAUCAGCUGCAGCACACCAGUAUGCAACUGCAGCAGCAGCAGCAGCCGCCGCAGCAUUGUGUCCGCCAUACGCAGGAUUUGCAGCACUUGCAGCGCGAUGUAGAUCCUCCUCAAUCGCUGACCUGCGUCUUAAGGCAAGGCGACACGCGGCCGCACUCGCUGCUGCUCGUGACUCUACCCCACCACCUUCAACCCCAACGCCUGCUGCUGCUCAUUCUCCCACUGAUACAUAGCCCACAGCUUGUAACUGAAGAUACAACCAUUCCAAAUAAGAAAUGAGCGGUGCCCUGUUCUUAAUUUUUAAGUAAAUAUAAAUUGUAUCUUU